Messenger RNA from Didymosphaeria variabile, 2553 nucleotides. It is a transcript of the gene MET1, whose product is annotated as uroporphyrin-III C-methyltransferase. Lineage: Eukaryota; Fungi; Ascomycota; Dothideomycetes; Pleosporales; Didymosphaeriaceae. Gene Ontology annotation, biological process: siroheme biosynthetic process; purine nucleotide biosynthetic process. The record is from RefSeq and is a predicted model, not a curated record. The coding region runs from base 1 to 2553 and encodes 850 amino acids. The transcript is spliced from 5 exons. Gene Ontology annotation, molecular function: phosphoribosylaminoimidazolesuccinocarboxamide synthase activity; uroporphyrin-III C-methyltransferase activity.
AUGGCACCAGCACUUCUUACUGCCGUGGACUCAGCGUCACACAUACACCUAAUCAUAGGGUCCAACCCACUCGCAGCUGCACGAUGCACACGCUCUCUCGAAGUUGGCGCCAAACCGCUACUACUCGCACCCGAAGAUGCGACCCUGCACUACGGCCUGGCUAAGCGCAUCGAAGAUGGGCAGGUGCAAUGGUUGAAACGUAACUUUCGGAACGAGGAUCUCACGACACUGGGCCGCGAGGAGGUGGAUAAUGUUGUAGACGCUGUGUUUGUGACUGCGGGCGGGAAAGGAAACCUAAGCACACUCAUCUCGAACUCGUGUCGACGCCUUCGAAUUCCAGUCAACGUUACCGAUGCUCCAAACCUCUCUUCGUUCACGCUUUUGUCUACCCACUCCGACGGUCCCUUACAAAUUGGCGUUACGACAUCCGGCAAAGGAUGCAAACUCUCCGCGCGAAUCCGUAGAGAGAUAGCGUCGUCCCUUCCAGCACAUCUCGGUGAUGCAGUCGAGCGAUUGGGUACAAUGCGGCGGCGCAUCUGGGAAGAAGACCAUGCUGCUGAGCUAUCUCAAGAUCUGGAGGUAGAGGAGGAGGACGCUGGACAAACCGCCACAUUCAACAAGCUUAUAACUUCAGAAAGUGCCGAUAUCGCUCGUGGUCGCCGGAUGCGCUGGCUUUCGCAAAUUUGUGAAUACUGGCCACUUCGUCGUCUUGCGACAAUAUCCGAUGCCGACGUGGAAGCCGUGUUACACGACUAUGCCAGCUCUCGAUUAAAGCAAAAAGCUGACCCUGAACAAUUCAUCGAAGCCGCUGGACGGAUUGCGUUGGUGGGCUCUGGUCCUGGGCACCCAGAUCUACUCACGCAGGCAGCACAUAAGGCAAUACUCUCGGCCGACUUGGUACUGGCUGAUAAGUUAGUUCCAAGUGCUAUCUUGGACUUGGUACCCCGCCGUGCAACCGUUCACAUUGCUAGAAAAUUUCCCGGUAAUGCCGACAAGGCGCAAGAAGAGCUACUGGAAUGGGGGUUGGAAGGGCUGAAAGCCGGCAAAAGAGUGGUACGCAUCAAACAGGGCGACCCAUACAUAUAUGGCCGCGGCGGAGAAGAGUUUCUGUUUUUCAGAUCCCAUGGAUACAUACCGACUGUCUUGCCCGGUAUCACGAGUGCGCUCAGUGCACCACUUUUCGCCGAUAUUCCAUUGACCCAUCGUGGCGUGGCCGAUCAGGUACUGGUGUGCACGGGCACCGGUCGGAAGGGUGCUCCCCUUGUGCCUCCGCCAUAUGUUCAGACACGUACGGUGGUCCUAUUGAUGUCACUGCAUCGACUCUCUGCUUUGAUUGAGUCAUUACAACAACACGAUUACCCAAAGGACACACCCUGUGCUGUGCUGGAACGGGCAAGCUGCCCAGAUCAGAGGGUAAUAAGAACGACACUAGAAAACGUAUGUGCUGCUGUUGAAGAAGAAGGCAGUCGCCCGCCUGGCCUACUAGUUGUUGGACAUGCAUGCAACAUCUUGAAACAGCAUAGCCAGAGGUGGGUGGUAGAGGAAGGCUUCAAACGCUUAGAUAGCAUUGUUGAUAGUGGCAUUCCGCUCGCAGACAAAUCUCCGUCAAGCACAGAAACACUCGCUAUGGCGUCUUCGACUGUUGUGGAAGUGGACAUCGGCGGCAAGCUGCCGAAAGUCGCUUCGGGCAAAGUUCGCGAUCUCUUCGCUGUGGACGAGGAGACGCUCCUCUUCAUCGCGAGCGACAGAAUAUCCGCAUACGAUGUGGUCAUGGAAAACGGUAUCCCAGGAAAGGGCGCACUACUUACACAAAUGAGUGUCUACUGGUUUCAAUACCUCAAGGACCACAUUCCGACGCUCCAGACACAUUUCAUCUCUCGUUCUCUGCCAAAAGCUCUUGAGUCGCUCGACCGGCCACUUUACGAGGCACUUGGACCCCGAAGCAUGCAAGUCAGGCGCCUGGAAAUUGUCCCAAUUGAGUCGAUAGUGCGCGGCUACAUCACUGGCUCUGCAUGGUCCGAGUACAAGAAGUCUGGCACCGUUCACGGCAUCACUCUCCCAAGCGGUCUCGUUGAGGGACAGAAGCUGCCUACCCCAUUGUGGACACCAAGCACGAAGGCAGAAGCCGGCGCAAAAGAUGAAAACAUCAGUCCACAAAGAGCGAGGGCCCUUAUCGGCGACGAAAAGGUUGCAGCAGACGUGGAGAGGCUGAGUCUUGAAAUCUAUCUGGUCGCAGCCGCUCGAGCUGAAGAGACUGGGAUCGUCCUUGCCGACACGAAGUUUGAAUUCGGCUUGGACAGGGCUAAUGGAAAUGCGGUUGUGCUAGUGGAUGAAGUCUUGACUUCGGAUAGCAGCAGGUUCUGGCCAAAGGAUACCUGGGAGGCGCAUCUCGGGAAGGCACAACCCAGUUUCGACAAGCAAUUCCUGCGUGACUGGCUGACUUCGAAUGGACUUAAGGGCAAGGAGGGGGUUAAGGUUCCGGACGACAUUGUCGAGCAGACGGCACAAAAGUACAAGGAGGCUUGCGAUAUGUUGACGGGUAAGAACGCAUAG